Messenger RNA from Andrographis paniculata, 1524 nucleotides. Its product is annotated as protein N-terminal and lysine N-methyltransferase EFM7. The transcript has 8 exons. NCBI's taxonomy places the organism in Eukaryota, Viridiplantae, Streptophyta, Magnoliopsida, Lamiales, Acanthaceae. The record is from RefSeq and is a predicted model, not a curated record. The coding region runs from base 242 to 946 and encodes 234 amino acids.
GACUAGACUGGAAUAGACUAAAAAACCCUAGAAAGAAAUAUUAGCAAUUCCAUUCCAACCAACGUAAGGUGAAUGCGAAGGUGAAGGUUUGAUUUUUCGUUAAUCUGCUACAGGCAGAGUCAGAGGUUGUAAUUUGUGAAAAUCCAACGAUCCCCGGCUCUUCCUUAAAACCAGUCAAUUUCCUCAAUCUUUUUAAUGGACAUCGCUCUUUUCUCUCCUUCUUCGCUGUUUGCCCACUCCGAUGGAAGCUCAUCAGAGGAUGAAGGGGUUGAUGAAGCCCGUGACAGCUUCGAGGAGAGGAAACACCAGUUUCCUGGGAUGGCAGGCAUAUGAACCAUUGUUGAAUGGGAACAAGACUCUAGAUUUUUGCCUCAAUAAGGAGCUGCUUAUCCGGGAAUUUUCUUUCCACCAGUUGAAUGCUAAUUUGUUGUGGCCUGGCACAUUCGCCUUUGCUGAAUGGUUGGUUCAACAUCGACAAUGGAUUGAAGGAAGGAGGGUACUGGAAUUGGGCAGUGGAACUGGAGCUUUGGCCAUCUUUUUGGCCAAAACUUUUCAACUAGACAUAACUACAUCUGAUUAUGAUGAUGCUGAAAUUGAAGAGAAUAUUGCUCAUAAUUGUGAGAUAAAUGGUGUUACUCCUGCCCUACCACAUAUAAGACACUCCUGGGGAGAUAUCUUUCCAAUUUCACAUCCAGAGUGGGACCUAAUAAUAGCAAGUGAUAUUUUGUUAUAUGUUAAGCAGUACGGCAACCUAAUAAAGUCAUUGUCAUUUCUUCUCAAAUCUUCCAAGACUAAAGCUAGUGGGGGUACUGGAGCAGCAUUCUUGAUGAGUUGGAGGCGUAGAAUAGGGAAAGAGGAGGAGUCGAUUUUCUUUAGCGGGUGUGAAGAAGCUGGGCUCCAAGUCGAGCAUAUUGGAUCGCGUGUGUACUGUAUCAGGGCAAGAUGAUUGGGGGAGUGAAGAUGAUGACACAGUUGUAUUGAAAUGAAGCUUGGAAAGUAGUGGAUGUUGUUCUAGUGCUAAAGAUGGCUGGGGUGGGGUGGCUGGCUUCCAGUGAUCCUCCCCCGUCCAAUCCAUCCUUGGGGGUUGGAAUUACUAUUAUUGUUUUGGGGAUUUGGUAGUUCCCAUUGCAUGGGUUGGAUUUGAUUUGAUUUGCAGUCAUCUGAGUCCCCCUGAUUUUGGGAAUGACAAGGGCAAUUAUAGGGGUUGGUUGGUGUGUCCUUGUCAUUGUCAUCAUGCCCACCCUCCACACACACCUAAGCCUAAUUGAUGAGUAGCGAGUUAUAUAUAUAUAUUACACCAUUGUUCACCCAAAAUCACCUCUCUAUAUCUCUCUCUCUCUCUCUCUCUCUCACCAUCUGGGCUGCUCUGCUCUGCUCUGCUCUAAUUUUCACUAGAGCAAGAGCAGGCGGUGCAAUAGUGAUUUUUUUGUAAAGUAUAAACAAAUGAGAGCGGGAAGGAAUUUGGCGAUAAUAAAAUAUGCAUGGGGAAACAAGUUAUGAGUAAGAAGAGUGAGCGUAUGUAUG